AUGGAGGAAAAAUACAAUCUUCUUUCCCUAGAUGGAGGCGGUGUUCGCGGCCUGUCGUCUUUGUUGAUUCUUCAGCACCUUAUGCGACAAAUCGAUCGAGACAAGCCCCCGAAACCAUGCGAGGUAUUCCACUUGAUUGGCGGCACAAGUACUGGAGGAUUGAUCGCGAUCAUGCUAGGUCGGCUCCAUAUGUCCGUCGACGAAUGCAUCGAUGCCUAUCUCCGUUUGUCGGCGCGCAUCUUUCAGAACAGGGGCAACGGAUUAGUCAAUAUUGCGAAGUUGGGCCUGAACAUUCCAAGAUUCGAUGCCGCGGAGCUGGAGUCCGCUAUUAAGGAUGUCAUCGCCGGUUGCGGGUAUGACGAAGAUGUGUUGCUUAAGGAUUCUCCGGGAGCCGGCUGCAAGGUAUCCGUUUGCGCUGUGCGGGAUGAGAACCACGGACAUGCCGUCCUAUCCAGUUAUCCACCGACGAGGGGACUCAGGAACCUGUAUGACGAGACGAAGAUAUGGGAGGCUUGCCGCGCUACAUCAGCAGCUUCAACUUUCUUCGAACCAGUCACCAUCGGUCGCUUCAAGGAGAGGUUUGUCGACGGUGGCUUGGGUGCGAACAACCCAGUCCAGGAGGUCUGGCUCGAGGCCAUGGAGCUCUUUAGCCAAGGAGUCGAAAGAUUUGAGGAUAGAAUUGGAUGCUUCGUGUCUAUUGGCACAGGCGUCCCUUACAACCGUCAGAUCAGUGCGAACGCCGUAAGCCUUUUCAAGGCUCUCGCAUACAUUUCAACGGAUACGGAGCAAACGGCGGCGAGGUUCGAGAGGGAGAGGCGGCGCCUCCAGCGAGAUCAUCGCUACUUUCGGUGGAACGUUAAUUUACCGGCAAUGAGUGAGAUCGGGCUGGAGGAAGAGGAUCGUUUGCAUGAGAUAGCCGCGGCGACGGGUGAGUACUUUGGGCGCACAGCGCUCAAUGAUGAGGUCUCCAGGUGCGUAGACCAGCUUUGGAAUGAGAGACGUAAGCCGAAUCCCCACCCCUCCGAUAGAAUUGUAAUAACUAAUCAUGCCCACCUCGCUAAGUGGUGGGAGAUUCUCCGUCCCGCCGUGUGCGACAACUAUGCGGCGAAUUCGCCCAGGCGAAAACCAAGUUUACGCUCGCAAAGAAAACAAUCGAGCGAUUCUUUCGGCAACAUGUCACACCCCAAGGCGCAUCUUCUCAAGAUCGAGGUGACAUAGAGAAGGCGAUGAAAGAGGUUGACGCUGGAA
This is a messenger RNA of Trematosphaeria pertusa, 1248 nucleotides long. RefSeq names its product FabD/lysophospholipase-like protein. Gene Ontology annotation, biological process: arachidonate metabolic process. Lineage: Eukaryota; Fungi; Ascomycota; Dothideomycetes; Pleosporales; Trematosphaeriaceae. Bases 1 to 1218 code for a protein of 405 amino acids. The record is from RefSeq and is a predicted model, not a curated record. The transcript is spliced from 3 exons. Gene Ontology annotation, cellular component: membrane.